Molecule: messenger RNA, 1577 nt
Organism: Brassica oleracea var. oleracea
Lineage: Eukaryota; Viridiplantae; Streptophyta; Magnoliopsida; Brassicales; Brassicaceae
Product: U3 small nucleolar ribonucleoprotein protein IMP4-like
Exons: 12
Coding region: 550-1410 (286 amino acids)
Biological process (GO): maturation of LSU-rRNA; maturation of 5.8S rRNA
Cellular component (GO): nucleolus; preribosome, large subunit precursor
Molecular function (GO): rRNA primary transcript binding
Source: RefSeq, a predicted model, not a curated record
AGACUCGGCUCCUCCACUCAACGGCGAGGUUUGUGUUGGUGGCUCUCCUCUACGGCGACCUCUCUCUGUCGGUGGAUCUACUCGACGACGAAAGGCGACUUCUCUCCCAUCUGUGGCUCGCCUCUCUCUCUCUCUCUCUCUCUCUCUCUCUCUCUCUCUCUCUGUUGUCGCUUCUCGUCAGCGAUCUCUGGCUCGGUGGCUCUCGUGGACGGCGACGGACCUAUCUCUCGGUGUCUCACCGCGAAUCGAAAGUUCCUCGACGGCGACGGACAUCUCAAUCUCGGUGCCUCUCCUCCAAUUGAAAGCUAAAGAUGGAUGGAACAAACGAUUCUAAAUUGAUUUGUACUUUGUGUCUGAAGCUCCAAUUAACAAAGUUCAUUGAACAAAGGAGUAGAAGGCAAUACAGGCCCAAACUAAAGAAAUGAAAUCGCCCCAAAGUGGGCCCAUAAUAUUGGGGGAUAGAUAGAAGAUUGUUAGGCGAGAGAAAACCCUAAAGAGAAACUGAGGCAGAGAGAGAGAGAGAGAGAGAGAGAGAGAGAGAGAGAGAGAAUGGAGGAGAUGAUGAAAACGACCAAGGCAGAGGAAGAUUUGGUGCAGGCGAAGGAGUUGGUGCAGGCGAAGAUGCGCCGUGAGAUUACGAAGCUCGAUGAUGAGGAGCUUUGGGCAGAAUUGGAACCGUUGGAAAUUGAUAGGAUCGUGUCUGGUGAAAUCAAACCCAAGACCUUGAUCAGUAAUUGUGGUUGGUUCCACUCUCCGCAAUUUCGUGCUAGGGGGCCUUUAAUUGUCAAGGAGAUGCUCUCAGUGUUCCCUAAUUCUACUUACAUUAAGUGGAAGAGAAGGUGGAUCCCCAACUCGCUAAAAGACCUGAUAAGAAUAGCAAAAGAGAGAGAGUGUACAUCUCUCGUUCUCGUUGAUACAAACCCUUUGGGACAUGAUGAAAUAUGUAUUGUAAGCUUGUUGAAUGGUGCUGCCGCUUAUUUCAGGAUUUUUAAUCUCAUCCCACGUGAGGAUAUACCGGAUCAAGCUAACCCCCCGACACGCCUCGAUCCUUAUGUUCAUAUGGCACGUUUUACUUCUCAGGCCGGCCUUGGCCUUAGCAGAUUGAUACAAUCACUCUUCCCCAAGGCCACUCAUUCCAGAACCAACAAACCCCGUCAAAUGAACCGUGCAUUUUUCCAGUACCAAGAUGGUUUUGUUUUUUACCGACAUCAUUGGCUCCGCUCUGAGAAAGCAGCCCUUUCAGAAGAAAGGCCAAAGCUCAUCCGGAAGGAAGUUGGACCUAGUUUCCAACUGUUGUUUAAAGGUGUGAAGAAGGUAUCACUUGACACGGGGAGUUUAAAACUUAUCUGCAUGCCUCCUGCCUCUCAUUAUGACUACCCAGAACGUCAGCUUAUGAUUCCGCCUAUUUAAUAUGCUCUCUCAUGUGUUUUUUUUUUCUGUACAACAAAAACAAAACUUAUGGUUAUUUAUGUCUGCGGUAGUAUUCUGACAUGGUCUUUUGCCUUGGGGUCGUUUCUAUUGGCCCUUUUUCUUAGAAACUAAAAUGAGAAAAAAGAGGUGAUUCUGUUUCUUUUUAA